Molecule: messenger RNA, 2408 nt
Organism: Argiope bruennichi
Lineage: Eukaryota; Metazoa; Arthropoda; Arachnida; Araneae; Araneidae
Exons: 5
Coding region: 310-1971 (553 amino acids)
Cellular component (GO): membrane
Molecular function (GO): transmembrane transporter activity
Source: RefSeq, a predicted model, not a curated record
UCCAAAUGAAGCGCUUUCGUCUCGUUAUUGUAUAACACGAGUUAACCUUCCCACAGUUAUUCGCAACAAUGUGUUGAAGGAAAACCCACUCAUCAGAGAUUGUCGUAGUGUCUUUUUCAUCCAAAGGUGCCCCGAUUGUUUGAUGCAGGCUCUCAGUUUUUGGCCAUUUUCACACUGCAUGUUGCUGCUAAAAGAUACUGAAGUGCAUUCUAUUCCAUGCUUACGUAGGUCAUCUGUCUCUAACCGUUUGAUAUAUGUAUAUUUUCAAGCAAGUUUCUGAUUUUACUGACACUAACUGACUAGUGAGAAAUGACGCUGACGCAGAAUUCAAAAUUGCCGGAUUCGUUUCCAACAUCAAAGAGUAAGAAAAUGGAUUCUCGACUGAUCAUCAAUAUCAGUAGCAAAUACAAAAUCAGUAUUUGCAAGCCGCUCAUCCCCUUAAAAAUUGUGCUCACUCUCUGGUACUCAGCUUCCAUGGGAAUGACAGCAUACCUUACUCUAUUCUUCAAGCAGCGAGGGCUUACUGUGGAAGAAAUUUCCUUCAUGUACUUGACAGCGUACCUCUCUCAGUUCGUGUUCAAUACAACAUGUGGUGUGGUAUCGGACAAAAUAGGAAGACCAAAGUACGUGGCGAUAUUAUCAAUGCUGAUAGCAGGAUCGCUGGCAUCCUACUUGACAUUCGUACCAAAAGUAGACAAAACAAUUGAAGAAAAUCAACUAUUCAACAGCCUGUAUUGUGACAACACAGAUUAUGUACAAAUGAAAGUCAAUCGCACGUGUGAAAACAUUCAACAAGUUAUGCCUUGUGAAGAAAUGUGUAUCCCAAAGUGCUGCAAAGAUAUUUCUCAGAAAAAACUUAACUUGAUUAAUAAAUUCGUGAAUCACUCAGAGCUCAUCUUCAAUAGUGGUUCUCAAUAUGAUUUUGUAUGGUGCUUUCGAGAUUCAAAAAUUGUGCUACUUGCAAAUGACACGCAAUUCCUCUGUGGGGCAUAUCAGAAGGCAUGUGCAGUGACCUGUGCAGAAUAUAAAUCUACUGCUGUAGAAAGGAAAGGCCAGGUUUUAUUUUUAAUAGCCAUUGUAGUAUUGUUCCUUACUUUUGACGAAAAUACAUAUCGAUUUCUGGAUAUAUUGGCAAAUUAUAUGGCAAAUACUUUUGAAGCUGAAUACGGAAAGCAGAUAUUUUGGUCAAAUACCGGUGCUUUGACUGGGCCAUCCCUUGUAGCAUUUAUUAUACAACAAACGACCAUUUCCGAAGAAAUGCCGCAUUAUGAAUCAUCUUUAUACUUCUAUGCAGCUAUUGCCUUAUUAACCCUUUCAACAGUUUGUACUUUAGACAUAAGCAAAAGCAAACCUGCCAAAGAAAUGUCAAGAGCUGCAAUAAAACUCUUCAAAAAUGUAGAUUUCCUUUUCUUCGUGUUCAUUCUGUUUGUUCUUGGCGGAACAUGGGGGUUUCUAAUGAAUUUCCAUAACCUCUAUCUGGCAGAUAUCGGGACACCAAUUUAUAUGAUGGGUCUUUUGGAUACCUUUGCAGGUGUUUGUGGGCUACCAGUGUUAAUCGCAGGUAAAUGGCUCAUAGACAGAAUUGGAAACACUAAUGUCUUCAACUUGGCUCUGUUGGGUUACUUCAUCAAAUGUUUUGGAUAUUCAUUCGUCCGCGUUGCUUGGCCUGUCUUCUUCUUGGAACUGCUCAUGACAUUCAGUUAUCAUUUGCUUUGGGUUGCCACCAUUGAUUUUUGCACAAAAGUCGGACCAGAAAAUUUAAAAGGAACAAUGAUUACAUUAGCAGGCAGUGUGCAUUAUUCCUUAGGUCGAGCCUGUGGUAGUUUCACUGGUGGUCUUCUCAUGAGUACUUAUGGAGCUACUACAGCUUUUCAAGUCAUCGGGGCCACAAAUGGUGUAGCAUUUUUACUCUACAGCACUUACCAGUAUCUCAGGAGAUCUCAGAAAAUAAAGAGAUUCGACGUUUCUUGACAUUUUUUGACGUAAUUUUUGAAUUGUUUUCAUAUUUAGUGAAAAGAAAUUUGCAGAUGGUUCAUUUCUGCACUACAGAAAAAAUAUGUUCUCAUGAUAUAAUUGCAGCAAUAAUGACUCCAAGGAUAUGGAAAGAGGUCGUAUUCGUCAAUAAAUUGAUUCCUCCUUAGAUAAAUGGAAGGAAAGACCCAGCUCCAAAUCUCAGAGUUUCCAAGAAGAAAUUUCAUGCAUGAAAGAACAAUGUUAAAUACGAGUGCGUAGUUAUUUGCAAAUAAUUUGCAGUUAUUUGCAUUCUUUAAGGUAAAGCAUUGUGAAGAAUUCUAUGAUUGCCCAUUAAGAAAUUAUUUCAAUCAAUAAGUUCCAAAUCUUAAGUUUACGCGAACAAUAUUAUCACGCUCAGGAAAUGAACAAUGAUUUGAAUAUUAUUUUUAACAGUU